AUUUUGCGCCAAACGUCCGCCGCAAGGCAGUUGGAGGUUACGUGGGGAUUUGGUUUAUUUGGACUAUCUAUUAGAUACCACAAAUUCGUUCGAAAUAUAAGGAGCCUUUUCUAGGAACUUUUGCAUUUUAAGGAUUGUCUGUAUCUCUAAAAAUAUAUGAAAAGAUUUUUCUCUUCUUUAACUUAUUAGAUCAUCAGCUUUUCAGACUUCAAACCAGCGAGGGUCUUUCUACUCAACAUCAUCAAUGACAGAAGCAACCAAGAGGUAUGCAGUUGUCACUGGGGCAAACAAGGGUGUUGGACUUGAAAUAUGUAAGCAAUUAGCUCAAAAUGGGAUCAUGGUUGUGUUAACAGCUAGAGAUGAGAAAAGAGGUCUUGAAGCUCUUGAAAGUCUAAAACACUCUGGUCUCUCGGAUUAUCUAGUUUUUCACCAGCUCGAUGUAGCAGACCCAAAAAGCAUUGCAUCUCUGGCAGAUUUUCUGAAGAAACAAUUUGGCAAGUUGGAUAUCUUGGUUAACAAUGCUGCGAUAUUAGGUGCAACCUUUUCGAUUGCUCCUGGUACAGAGGUAAAUUCGCGUGAUAUAUGGAGUAAAGCGACUGAUGACAAUUACGAGUUAGCCGAAGAAUGCCUAAAAACAAACUACUACGGCGCUAAAAGAACUGCCGAAGCACUUAUUCCAUUGCUGCAACUAUCCGACUUGCCAAGGAUCGUAAACGUUUCCUCCUCUGUAGUCAUGCUGAAGGGUAAAGGUGAAAAGCUUAAAGGAGUGUUAACAGGUGUUACAACAGAGGAGAAACUGAAUGACUUAAUAACUGAGUAUCUAAAAGAUUUUAAGGAGGGUUUACACGGAAGUAAAGGAUGGCCAACCUUCAUCUCUGCCUAUACUGUCUCUAAAGUAGCAUUGAAUGCCUAUACAAGGAUUCUGGCAAACAAGUACCCAGAUUUCUGCAUCAACUCUGUUUGCCCUGGAUAUGCCAAAACUGAUAUAAACCUCAACACUGGUACAAUAACUGCUGAAGAAGGUGCUGUGACUCCUGUUAAGUUGGCACUCUUGCCUAAAGGUGGCCCUUCUGGUCUCUUUUUUGUGAAGAGUGAGCCUGCAACUCCGGAACCUUGAUGCGACACCACGACGACGGCAACAAUGCAAUCUCAACUUAGAUGCAAUGCAACAGUAAGAUGAAAAUGGACAACAAAUUUGGUUGCGAAAUGCAAAUUUGUUCUGUAAAUUCCACUUUAUAUCUGAAAUUUUCUGUUAUAAGUUGUAAUAUAUGGGAAUUGCCCAACUUUUGAACCUAAA
Molecule: messenger RNA, 1297 nt
Organism: Gossypium arboreum
Lineage: Eukaryota; Viridiplantae; Streptophyta; Magnoliopsida; Malvales; Malvaceae
Product: (+)-neomenthol dehydrogenase-like
Exons: 5
Coding region: 245-1117 (290 amino acids)
Cellular component (GO): membrane
Molecular function (GO): oxidoreductase activity, acting on the CH-OH group of donors, NAD or NADP as acceptor
Source: RefSeq, a predicted model, not a curated record